AUGCCGCGGCGGCAGGACUCGUGGCGCCACUCGGAGCUGCUGGCCGUCAGCGCGCUCCUGGCCUCCAAGGACGCGCUCCUGCUCACGGAGGACCGCAAGAUAGACACAAAGACCGAAGCGGGCUUCGGCGCCGCCGCCAGCCUCCUCGAGGGCCUCGACGCCCUGGGCCGAGCACUGCAGAUGGAGCCCGCUCCGCGCAGGUACCGCCAGAAGUUCACGCUGAACUACAGGGCCCUCUUCCCGGACCAGUCGCGGAACUACCGCGUGGACAUUUUCGAGGCGAGCGCGGAGCAGGAGAGCGUGAUCUGGGUCAACGGGGACAAGUUCGAAUUCAGCGUGGAAGCCAUGCACCUCGCCAGGGAGCUGCAGCGGACGUGGGCAGGCCUGGACGAGCAGCUGGAAAGGUUGCGACGCGAGAAGCCGUGGGCGCCGGGCGCGAGGGCGGAGCUGCAGGGCGCGCUCUCGGCGGUAGACCAGGCGUGGGCGGACUUCGAGGAGAGGUACAUCUCCGAGCUCAUCGAGAUCGAGGAGCGGGCCCGGAGGCUCAUCGUGCAGGCAGUGGAGCACGAGCGCAACCUUCGCCUCAUGGAGGCCACGCAGCGCAGCGCCAGGACCCCGGCGAAGAGCGCCGAGUACCAGGAGGAGCAGGCGCUGCUGGUGCAGUGCAUCUCCCACCUGAACUCCGUGGCCAACUUCAAGAGAAAGGGCCGCAGCGACCUGGGCGCGGCGGUGCUCCGCAAGUCGGAGCAGGUGCUCGAGGGUCGGCCGCCCGCCAGGGGCGGCCCAGGCGCCUCGCAGGUGCUGGCCACCGACGUUGUGGAGUCCUUCGGCGCGUUGCGGUGCUACCUGCACGAGGUGGCGAGCUGCUUGGAGCGGGUGGACCCGCAUUUGUGCAACAACCCCGGGCUCGUGGCCCGGCUCGUGGACUGGGAGGAAAGCUGGGAAGUGGCCACGCAGUACAUGCAGCACGAGGGCCUGCACCUGGCCCUCUGCGGCGUGGUGGACGAUCUGCGCGAGGCGCGGGAGCUCGCGCCCGCGCUGGGCAGGAUGUGCGAGGAGUGCGACGUGGAGCUGUUCAUGGUGCUUCCGAGGAUCACCUGGCUCAGCUUCUUCAACGACCCCACGCGGCAGGCGUUCGUGAUCCGGCAGAUGUUGCCGAAGUGUUUCCCGGACCG
Prorocentrum cordatum is the source of this 1175-nucleotide messenger RNA. NCBI's taxonomy places the organism in Eukaryota, Dinophyceae, Prorocentrales, Prorocentraceae. The record is from the annotation of a GenBank genome assembly.